This is a messenger RNA of Peromyscus maniculatus bairdii (prairie deer mouse), 2584 nucleotides long. RefSeq names its product protein kinase C delta (gene Prkcd). Lineage: Eukaryota; Metazoa; Chordata; Mammalia; Rodentia; Cricetidae. The record is from RefSeq and is a predicted model, not a curated record. Gene Ontology annotation, molecular function: ATP binding; diacylglycerol-dependent serine/threonine kinase activity. Gene Ontology annotation, biological process: protein phosphorylation.
CCAUGGCGCCGUUCCUGCGCAUCUCCUUCAAUUCCUAUGAGCUGGGCUCCCUGCAGACAGAGGACGAAAGCCAGCCUUUCUGUGCUGUGAAGAUGAAGGAGGCACUCAGCACAGAGCGAGGGAAGACUCUGGUCCAGAAGAAGCCCACCAUGUAUCCCGAGUGGAAGUCAACAUUCGAUGCCCACAUCUACGAAGGCCGCGUCAUUCAGAUUGUGCUGAUGCGGGCCGCUGAGGACCCACUGUCUGAGGUGACCGUGGGUGUGUCAGUGCUGGCCGAGCGCUGCAAGAAGAACAACGGCAAGGCUGAGUUCUGGCUGGACCUGCAGCCUCAGGCCAAGGUGCUGAUGUCUGUGCAGUAUUUCCUGGAGGAUGGGGAUUGCAAACAGUCUAUGCGCAGUGAGGAGGAGGCCAAGUUCCCAACCAUGAACCGCCGUGGGGCCAUUAAACAGGCCAAAAUCCACUACAUCAAGAACCAUGAGUUCAUCGCCACCUUCUUUGGGCAGCCCACCUUCUGCUCUGUGUGCAAGGAGUUUGUCUGGGGCCUCAACAAGCAAGGUUACAAGUGCCGGCAAUGCAACGCCGCCAUCCACAAGAAAUGCAUUGACAAGAUCAUCGGCCGCUGCACGGGCACUGCGGCCAACAGCCGGGACACCAUCUUCCAGAAAGAACGCUUCAACAUUGACAUGCCCCACCGGUUCAAGGUUUACAACUACAUGAGCCCCACUUUCUGUGACCACUGCGGCAGCUUGCUCUGGGGACUGGUGAAGCAGGGGCUGAAGUGUGAAGACUGUGGCAUGAACGUGCACCACAAAUGCCGGGAGAAGGUGGCCAACCUGUGCGGCAUCAACCAGAAGCUCUUGGCUGAGGCCUUGAACCAGGUGACCCAGAGAUCUUUACGGAAGCUGGAUUCAGGAUCACCAGAAAAUGUUGGAAUAUACCAGGGAUUCGAGAAGAAGGCCGGAGUCUCUAAGGAUGACGCCCCAGGUGAAGUCGGGCCAGAUGCCUUCUUUAAGGCUCCCAUUCCCCAACAGAGCAAAGAACAGGGCUGGUCUGCCUUGAGAAACAACAAUGGGACCUAUGGCAAGAUCUGGGAGGGGAGCAGCCGGUGCAACAUCGAUAACUUCACCUUCCACAAAGUGCUGGGCAAAGGCAGCUUUGGCAAGGUCCUGCUUGCCGAGCUCAAGGGCAAAGACCAGUACUUUGCAGUCAAGUGCCUGAAGAAGGACGUGGUGUUGAUCGAUGACGAUGUGGAAUGCACCAUGGUGGAGAAGCGGGUGCUGGCGCUCGCCUGGGAGAAUCCCUUUCUCACCCACCUCAUCUGUACCUUCCAGACCAAGGACCACCUGUUCUUCGUGAUGGAGUUCCUCAAUGGGGGUGACCUGAUGUACCACAUUCAGGACAAAGGCCGCUUCGAACUCUACCGGGCUAUGUUUUAUGCGGCUGAGAUCAUCUGUGGGCUACAGUUUCUACACAGCAAAGGCAUCAUUUACAGGGACCUCAAGCUGGACAACGUGAUGCUGGACCGGGAUGGCCACAUCAAGAUAGCCGACUUUGGGAUGUGCAAAGAGAAUAUAUUUGGAGAGAACCGGGCCAGCACCUUCUGCGGCACCCCUGACUACAUCGCCCCUGAGAUCCUGAAGGGCCUGAAGUACACGUUCUCUGUGGACUGGUGGUCCUUUGGGGUCCUCCUCUAUGAGAUGCUCAUUGGCCAGUCACCCUUCCAUGGUGAUGAUGAGGAUGAACUCUUUGAGUCCAUCCAAGUGGACACACCACACUAUCCCCGCUGGAUCACCAAAGAGUCCAAGGACAUUAUGGAAAAGCUGUUCGAGAGGGAGCCGGUCAAGAGGCUGGGAAUGACAGGAAACAUCAGGAUUCACCCCUUUUUCAAGACCAUCAACUGGGCGCUGCUGGAGAAGCGGAAGGUGGAGCCGCCCUUCAAGCCCAAAGUGAAAUCCCCUGCAGACUACAGCAACUUUGACCAAGAGUUCCUGAGUGAGAAACCCCGCCUUUCCUACAGUGACAAGAACCUCAUCGACUCUAUGGACCAGGCAGCCUUCCAAGGCUUCUCCUUUGUGAAUCCCAAGUUUGAGCAACUCCUAGACAAGUGAGCUCCCAGACCUGCUUUACACGCCAGCAGAGCAGGCCAGUCUGCCCUGGUUCAAGUCCGCAUGCAUGCCCUGGACAACAGCGGGUGACUGGGUGACUGCUGCUGCUGCCCCCACAUCCUCAGAGGGUUCGGCUCUUGUUGGCUGGGCUCAGUACUUCCUCUGUGAACUGUUUGUGAAUUUCCUUUCCCUUUGCCGUCCGAGGGAGACUGUAAAUCCUGUGUUUCAUUACUUGAAUGUAGUUAUUGAAAUAUAUAUUAUAUAUAUGCACAUAUAUAUAAUAGCUGUAUAUAUUGCUCAGUAUAGAAAGCAUGUAGGGGACUGGUAAUGUGUUGACCUUUUUUUAAAAAAACAUGUACACAUAUAUAUGUAUGUGUAUGUAUAUAUAUAUAUGUGACCAAAAGGAAAAAAAAAAGCACAAACUGUCUGAACCACAAGGUUCUUUUAUGUGUGUCUAAAUAAACACUGAAUGGUACCAA